AUAGGAGGUGGAUUUUUUUACUCCACUCAUUUCUCCUGAAGGAUGAGAUCCCUGAAACACCUCAAACAUCACUACAGGAACAAUGUGGAGGAGGAGAGCAGUCACUUGGUGCGAAUCUACCCAAAGAUGACUGAGGGCCAAGUAGAUGUGGGCACACAGACGGAGCCGGUGGUGGUGCUAUCUCUGGCUCAGGCUGCUGUUCUGGGCCUCAUCUCCCAGAAUGAAAUAUUUGGGGCUACCAUUGCUCCUAAUGGCUUUUACACAGGGGAGCCCAGAGAGUGCCCCCCUCCUCCACCUGAGUCAGUGGAGUAUGAAUAUGCUGACCAGCUGAUCGGGGCCAACGGCGACUACCUGGCGGAGCCUGCCGGCGAGCCGGAGCCCCAACCGCACUGCAGCGAACGAAGACGACCCGGGCCCCGCGGGAGGACCAAAAGGCCCAGAAGCGAUGUAGAAUUAGAGGGGCACCCUCACAAAGUACCUGGUCCACAGGCUCAAAUUAAAGGCGAAAGACUUGAACCCGAUACUCCCCCCUCCUGCACUGACGUACACAGCAGGCGUAGCCCUGGCAAGCCAGAGGAUUCAGUCACCCAACAAGGUCCUCUGAAAGAGGAGCAGGCCUGUGAAAACUGUCCCUCGUGUGUGAGAGACACGGCAAGGCAGCCAGCGGAGGGGCAGCCAGAUCUGGAACGAGAAGAAAGCUCUUCUGGAGAAAAAGACAGGAAGGAAGAAGAGUUGGUGGUAGAAGAGGAAGAGGAAGAGGCACUGAAUCUCAAGAUUGGCAGAGACACUACCAGUCCUCUGGAGAACCGAUAUUACGACUCCAGCGAGGCGGCCUAUGAGCCCACCGACAUGACGCUGCCUUCAGAAUAUGAGGAGAAUGGGCAGGUCAUGCUGUGGUCGGACCCAGAGGGUCUCGCCAGACGAAUGCAGAUUGACCGCCUGGAUAUCAAUGUGCAGAUCGAUGAGUCCUACUGCGUAGACGUGGGAGAAGGUCUGAAACGCUGGAAGUGUCGCAUGUGUGAGAAGUCAUACACAUCUAAAUAUAACCUUGUCACUCAUAUUUUGGGCCAUAAUGGAAUUAAGCCCCAUGAAUGUCUACACUGUGGGAAGCUUUUCAAGCAGCCGAGCCACCUCCAGACUCACCUGCUCACCCACCAGGGGACCCGGCCUCACAAAUGCACCGUUUGUGAGAAGGCCUUCACGCAGACCAGCCACCUGAAGAGGCACAUGCUGCAGCAUUCAGACGUUAAACCCUACAGCUGCCGCUUCUGCGGCCGCGGCUUUGCCUACCCCAGCGAGCUGAGGACCCACGAGAACAAGCACGAGAACGGCCAGUGUCAUGUGUGCACGCAGUGCGGUCUCGAGUUUCCCACCUACGCGCACCUGAAGCGCCACCUGGCCAGCCACCAGAGCCCCACGACCUACCAGUGCACGGAGUGCCACAAGUCCUUUGCCUACCGCAGCCAGCUACAGAACCACCUGAUGAAGCACCAGGACGUGCGACCUUACGUCUGCCCCGAGUGCGGCAUGGAGUUCGUCCAGAUCCACCAUCUCCGGCAGCACGCUCUCACUCACAAGGGUAUGAAAGAAUUCAAGUGCGAUGUGUGUGCCAGAGAGUUCACUCUGUCUGCCAACCUGAAGAGACACAUGUUGAUUCAUGCCAGUGUGAGGCCCUUCCAGUGCCAUGUCUGCUUCAAAACCUUCGUCCAGAAACAGACCCUCAAGACGCACAUGAUUGUUCACCUGCCGGUCAAGCCUUUCAAAUGCAAGGUUUGCGGCAAGUCUUUCAACAGAAUGUACAACCUCCUCGGCCACAUGCAUCUCCACGCCGGCAGCAAGCCCUUCAAGUGCCCUUACUGCACCAGCAAGUUCAACCUGAAGGGCAACCUCAGCAGACACAUGAAGGUGAAGCACGGCAUCAUGGACACCACCAUAGACGGUCAAGAACCUCCCCAAGAGACGGAAGGCCAGGAGGACUACGAAGAGGAGAGCUUUGAAUUCAGUGAGCGAGAAAACCGGGCGAACAACAACAACACACCAGACAUCGCUAAAUUAUCUCAAAUGGAGUAUUACAGCACCUAUGGGAAGGGCGCAGAGCGCUUUAGCACUGCAUGAAUUAUUAAAAUGACCACAAAUUGAAUAUAAGUGUGAAUUAAUAAAAACUGGAUUCUUUAUUUUUGGUCUUUUUUUGCUGUUAAAGGCUUAGUGCUCGGGUCCUUUGAGGACACAGAGGCCCAGCAGACUGCACAUGAAUAUGCACUGGAAUCAUUCGCAAAGCUACAAAAUUUGAAAAUGUAUACUUUUUAUUGAAUUGCAUAUUUUUAAUCUCUUGAGUAUUAAACAGAAUAUAUUUGAAAAAGGGUGAUGGUCUAAAAUAACAGUGAGAUUAUAACUAUAUACGUUUGUAUAUGCUGAUAGUUAAUUAACAAUGAUCUUCAUCUGAGCCCAAUAUUAAAAGCACACUUUAACUACGAAUAUAAGUACAUAUUUUGGUGUUACAUUCUGCUUUGUUAUCAAGAGAACCUCAGUCUCUGUCACUGGGGUGAACUCACCUGAAGGGUUACUGUACAUGUCACUUGCCAAAGCUGCAGAGGUUAAUGAGUCACUUCAAAUUAUACUGUGAUAAAUCUGAGGUCUGCAAGUAGUUUUAAUUUCAUUUGAAAUGCAGUACUGUGUGAAAGUUUUAGGCUUUAUGGGGGCGCUUUCAAAAGGGAUGUGUUAAUAGAUUUUGUCACUUGAUUGAAGUGACCGCGCUUUGCCUUCAAAGCACAAACUUGCCCUAUCUGGUCCAGAUCCUAUCUCUUUAUGUCGGCCCACACGGAUUUGAUCAUGAUGAGAUCAGGGCGCUGUGGGGGCCUCAUCACUUUCUUAACAGAGCUCCUAAUAAACAUUAACCGGGGGUUGUUUUCUCUGCUGUAGAGCACAUUUCUACACACUCCUGCUGGUAUUACAUGAUGGAUAAGUAGCAUUUUAUUACGUUGGCCUAAAACUUGCGCACAGUACUGUACAGUGUGUGUUUAUUGUAAAUUAUUGUACAGAAUGUAUCAGUCCUGCUGUACGUUGGCUGGUACUGUGAUCAGUGCAUUGCACUCAGAACCACUGAGUCUACUUUUUUACAUUUCUGCAUUAGUAAGCGUCACACUGUAUUGAUCUCUAGUCUAUGAAUGUAUCUGUUUCUGUGGAAUGUUUUACGACGCUAACGAAAACAAACUUUAAAUUAAUUU
Molecule: messenger RNA, 3224 nt
Organism: Salarias fasciatus (jewelled blenny)
Lineage: Eukaryota; Metazoa; Chordata; Actinopteri; Blenniiformes; Blenniidae
Gene: znf710a
Product: zinc finger protein 710a
Exons: 5
Coding region: 43-2115 (690 amino acids)
Biological process (GO): regulation of transcription by RNA polymerase II
Cellular component (GO): nucleus
Molecular function (GO): RNA polymerase II transcription regulatory region sequence-specific DNA binding; DNA-binding transcription factor activity, RNA polymerase II-specific
Source: RefSeq, a predicted model, not a curated record